This is a messenger RNA of Caenorhabditis bovis, 1569 nucleotides long. The record is from the annotation of a GenBank genome assembly. Lineage: Eukaryota; Metazoa; Nematoda; Chromadorea; Rhabditida; Rhabditidae.
AUGAACGUUUCGUUUUCGGCGAGCUCUCUGUCGGUGUCGGAUAGUCGCAACCGGCUUGUCUCAUUCCGCGAGUCGGAAAAUGACGUGAAACGGAGCUCUGAAGAAUGGAAGACUUCUACCAAGCGCGAGGCUUUGGGAAGUAUGGAAGGAGAAUUGGCUCAGUUGCUCUCAACCGCUUCGCCAAAGAAUCUUGAGCACUAUCGUACGGAAUUGUCUGGAUUCCGCAACUUGUUUGCUCGCUUCCUUCGUGCCAAGCCGCACGUCGAAUGGAACAAGAUUGAGCCACUCCCGGAGGGUUCGAUUCGUCCGUAUAAGAGCUUGGAAUCGGUCACCGACAGAGAAAUCAUCGCUCAACAACUUAACAAAUUGGUAGUUGUGAAGCUCAAUGGAGGUCUUGGAACAUCGAUGGGAUGCAAAGGGCCAAAGUCGGUUAUUUCUGUGAGAAACGACUUGACUUUCUUGGAUUUAACCAUGCAACAGAUUCAGACUCUCAACCGUACUUAUGGUGUCGAUGUUCCAUUGGUCUUGAUGAAUUCGUUCAACACCAAUGAGGAUACCGAAAAGGUGCUCAAAAAGUACGCGAAUGUCAAGGUGUCGGUUCACACCUUCUCGCAAUCGCAAUAUCCGCGCAUCAACCGCGAGACUCUACUUCCAAUCGCCAAAAGUCUUGAAGGAGAGGACAAUGAAUGCUGGUACCCGCCAGGUCACGGAAACUUCUACGAGGCUUUCCACAAUUCGGGAUUGCUUGACAAAUUCUUGGCCGACGGAAAGGAAUAUUGCUUCUUGUCGAAUAUUGACAACAUGGGAGCUACUGUCGACUUGUCGAUUUUGAACUUUUUGCUCAAUCCGCCGGCGGAUCAAGUGCCACCAGAGUUCUUGAUGGAGGUUACCAACAAGACACGUGCUGAUGUUAAGGGAGGAACCCUUAUUCAGUAUGAAGGACGUCUUAUGCUUCUGGAAAUUGCACAAGUGCCGAAGGAUUACGUCGACGAGUUCAAGUCUGUCAGCAAGUUCAGAAUCUUCAACACCAACAACUUGUGGGCGAAACUUGAGACGAUGAAGAAGGUUGUGGUUGAGAACAAACUUGAAAUGGAGGUUAUCGUUAACCCGAAACAUCUCGACCGCGGUCUUGAUGUUAUUCAACUCGAGACGGCAGCCGGAGCAGCCAUCAAGAGCUUCAAGGGCGCCGUCGGUAUCAAUGUGCCUCGAUCGCGCUUUUUGCCAGUCAAGAAGACAUCGGACUUGCUGUUGCUCAUGUCGAACUUGUAUGACAUUGAUAACGGAAGCUUGACUCUUUCGCAUCAACGAUCGUUCCCGACGACACCUCUUGUGAAGUUAGGAAGCAGCUUCGAUAAGGUUAAAGACUUCUUGUCCCGUUUCAACGGAAUUCCAGAUCUGCUUGAACUUGAUCACUUGACUGUUAGUGGUGACGUUUGGUUCGGAAAGGAUGUUUCAUUAAAAGGAACUGUCAUCAUAAUCGCGAAUCACGGAGAUCGUAUCGACAUUCCGCCAGGCUCAAUUUUGGAGAACAAGAUUGUUUCCGGAAACUUGCGAAUUUUGGAGCAUUAA